AUGAGCUUGCGUAGCAAGCGACCUCUGGACUCCCGCUCUCGCGGCGAUAGUCCCCCCGACAAGAGAAGUCGUCCGCCUGAGCCGCGGCCGGCACGACAAGAUAGGUACGCCAAUACAAAUGCUCCCGCCUUUCUGAGCCCUCCAUCUUCAAGAAAGAGCUCUCUUGCCGGACUUCCGCCAAAAGCGCGUACAGGUUCAAGACUAAGUCCUGACCAUCACAGACCAAAUUCGGCUGUGGAAAGAAGUCUCCGGCAGGAGCAGGGCCGAGAUAAUCAGUCUUUUAUUAACAAUGUCCGCAACAGGUCUCCCAGUAGCAUUGGUAGUGGUGCGUCCACGCCAACUGGACAAGCAGCUCUCCUUGUUCCUUCUAUGCUACCGUUAGCGGUGGCGAGGCAGCAUCAAGAUGAAGCCACUGGCCCCAUCACUAUGCAGGCAUUACGGCGACUCAAAGCCAGAAAGAAAGACAUUGCUUCUCAUGCUAGUGCUGCCGUUGCGACGCAAGAGGAUUCACCUGCGCCAGCUGCGUCUACUCCGAAGUCAAUUGAACUUCAACUCAAAGUCCAUCAGCUCGAAAUCGGCCAUCUUAAGAAGGAGCGAGAGGGGCUGAUCAACAGACUGAAGAAGAUAGAGGCCUCGGUUCAGCAACAUGAUACACAAGCAGAUGUUUCCACAGAAGUUCAGACUCUAAAGAAUCGCAUGAAUUCAAUCGAGGCGUUCUCAUUGGGUACUGAACUUCCCAGUCUGCGCACCGGGAUUGAGGAGCUGAAGCCGUCGUUGAACUCUAUUGCUAACCUGUCAAAUCUUGAGCAACAAGUGAAGCCUGUGCUGGACAAGAUUGAUGACUUUAAAAGUUCGCUUGGUUCCAGGAUAUCAGAUCUAGAGAAGCAGACCGAGCAAUUGAAGCCUCUAUCUGACAAGGUCGAUCAACUUGCUAAUCCUUCCCUACAAGGAGGCGGUAAUAAGGAUCAGACUGCCAUGAACAAAGUAAAGAAGGACUUGACCACCUUCUUAGAGCGCAAGAUAAAUGCGCAGACGAUUCAGAUCACCAAACUCGAGAGCUCAAUAAACGCUCUACCAAAGCCCGCUAGUGAGCAACACAUCAAAGAACUGGUUUUGCAAGAGGUUAUGACGAAGACAGACGAAGCUAGGAAAAUCUUUCAAAGAGAUUGCAAGGCAGUCGAGGAAGAGCUAAAGCAGGUUAUGAACGAUACUCAGCAGUCUCUCUCUGAGGUCCGGACGCAGGUUGGUACUUUCCAGACGUUCAAGGAAACAACUGAAAGGCAAAACAUCACCGCACGUUUCGAAGACUUGCAGAACAGACUUCUCGACGCCGUUUCAAACAACGACAAGACAUUUGCCAAGAUUGAAAAGCUCAAUGACCGCUACGACCAUUUCAAGGCACGAACUGAUGAUGGUCUCGAGCAUCUUAACAAGUAUUGCAAGAACCUUCGUAAGGAACUCCAUGACAAUCUUUACGAGUAUCUCAAGAAGUAUCUUCAGGACAAGCUCAUGGAGAAACUCUACGACGACAUUUACGACAACGUCUUGAAGAGCCUCUCGAAAAAAGACAAUGAGUUCCGGGCAACGACAGAAGAUGCUAUCAAGAAGCUGACCCGUAACGUGGAUCACUUGUUGAAUGACACCAGUAUAUUCGAUUCUGUCAAGAAGUUGACUAGCCGUGUGGAUGAAUUGGAGAACAAGGAUGAUGCUGUGGAAAAGAUCGCCCGGAAAUCUAAAUUCAACAAGGUUGGAACGCGCAUCCAGGUACCCUCUUCACCCAGCUCGAACGACAACUCCAUGGCCGAAACUUCAUCAAGCAAUCCAAACCAACGGAUAACUCAACUCGAGACAGACCUGGACAAUCUUCGACAAGCUUUUGAUAAGGUCAAAGGCUUCGCAGCAGACGUAACAGCUAUCAAUGGACGACUGGAGAAGGCUGAAGCAACCUUGGAAGGGCUGAGCAAGCUGGAGCAACAGGUUGCUGAGCACGAAUCUCUUCGCUCGAGCAUUACUGCGCUGGACGCUCGGUUCACAGACAGCAUCCAAGCACUACAACAAGCUCAGAGUACCAGACCAACCAUAAUCCAACCACAGAUUUCCGGCCCGUCAUCUAUACCUGAUGGGGCUGCAACAAAUGCCUCACCAGGCGCCCUCGAUCAAUUCAACGCAAGUCUGAACGGUCUCCUUAAUGAGAUGGAAAGGAUUGACGAUGAGGUCAACAAUGCUCUGAUGGCUAUCAACACACAAGGCACCAAGAUCGAAUCGGUGGGGAACAUUGUCCCGGAUCUGUUCAAGAAACAGUUCGAUCCUUUCAAAACAAAAGUCGAAGACCUAAUCAGCACCUUGGAUGGCAGGUUAGAGCAGUACCAUCAAAACAUGGUUAGCAUGAGACAGGAAAUGCUGUCGUUGCAAGCGCAACCUCAACAGACUACCUUUGGCCACGCUCAGCAAGCGCAGCUCAAUUCCAUCAUUACAGAGACGAGCGCCUUGAAGAGGAAUUUGAGUGCUUUGGAGUCAGCAUUGGAGACAAAGGUGGACGGCACGACACAUGAUUCCCACAUUACUGCCCUCAACUUCGCGUUCCACAACCUGGAGACUCGUUAUGACAAUAUCACCACUGACGAGCUUUACAAACGCAUAACGAGAUGGUUCGUACAGACAUACCCAGAUACAUCAGACCUGUUGAAUAUGUCACGAAGAAUAUCGCAGAUGCUCCAGGAUAUCGAGCAACUGAAGCAUUCCCAUGGCCAGAUUGCCUGGGUUCAGGCUAGCGCGAGCGACAUUCAAGGGUUGUGUCGGAAUGCCACACAACUCCAGCAACUCGCCAAGGAUAUGCCACAACUCCAGCAGAUCGCCAGCAACUCGUCGCAAUUACGGGAGCUUGUAGAGUCUCCCCGUCAACCGUCUGAUAUGUUGGCCAAGAUUGACGUAGCCUACAACAACGCACAGAGUGCUUUUUGCAAGGCCGAAGAAGGUCUGGGGCGAAUGGACGAACAAGGCAAAAUGCUCGCCAAUCUUGAGAGCCGUAUUGAGGGCUUGCAGAGUUCGAUUCGUGUUCUCACCUCCAGCACUGCGUCACUUGUUAAGCCUGAAGCACUGAACGAUCUCACGACUACGCUGCAGAAACGACUCCAACAAGUGAAGAGCGAGCUCACUGCCGGAAUGCAAGAGUUGCGUAAGAGCUCCGAUGACAAGAUCCAGGAUAUCUGUGUAAGCUCGCAAGGCAAUGUCGAAGAGCUACGUAAGCGUAACGACAGUCAGGCUGCAGAGCUGCGUACAACCGACGGCAAGAUAGCAGAAUUUCAAUCCAAACUCAACAGGUUUGAAGGCGCACGUACGGUGUCCGAUAGCAGGAUUCAAGAGUUGGAGAAGUAUCAGUCAAAACUCAACGACAAGAUCGAUGACUCACAGAGAGAUUCCGAGAAGAAAAUUGAAACGUUGAGGACAAGGUUAUUUGACGAAGCAAACGAGAUGCACGCAAACCUCGACGCUGUCAAGGAAGAGCUACUCACCACGAUCGGAGCCGACAAGAAAGAAUCACUUGCGAAAAUCGACGAUACCGGAACGGAGUUGCCUGAGAAAGUCAACACCGAUCUGGUGGCGAAGAUUGGCGUCCAGAAGAAGGUCCUGAUGUCAAAGAUUGACGACCUGGUGACAAAAGUCGACAACGAGAAGAAGGAUGCGAUCACCAGAUCUGAGGACGUCAGAACGAAGCUGCUCGCAACACUUGAUGAUCGAGUGAAGGCGUUGCUCACGACGAUCAACGCCAGCAAGGAGGAGUCGCUCACAACCGCCGAGGGAAACAAGAACGAGUUGCUGGCAAAGAUUGAAAUCCUUAGGAAGGAUUUGUUGACCAAAAUCGCCACCGAGAAGAAGCAGGUGGGUGCGAACUUGCAGAGAGACCAAAGCAAACGUGAGAGAGCCGAGGACGAUUUGCGAAAAUUGAUCAAUGAUGCCAAAGACGACGCAAAUCAAAAUGUGACCCGCGUUCGGGAGUCACUCGCUACCCUUCAAACCGAGCUCGAUGCCAUGACCACUCUUGUCGAACCAAACAGGGCCUUCUUAGGCUCGCUUGGAAGCCUGUACGUGGUCGUUGUGCAGCUCCAACAGCUCUUUGAGAGCCUCAACCAAAAUACAGGCGUGGCACCAUUGGAGUUCAACUGGGCGUACUAUCUUGCAAAUCUCUUGCCAGACGCCAAACCCAACGGCACAGGCAGCAGGAAGCCCAGCUUGGCCUAACUUGGGCAAACGUCACCCUUGUUCCCUAUAUUGUGUUACUUUCCGCCCUAAAAGUCAUUGAUUGGCGUUUACGGCGGUCCCAUUCGGAUUUUAGUGCAGCAUACGAUACCCCGGCUUAACGGCUGUUUCUUUGUGUUUGCGAUGAGGCGACUGGAAAGGGAUCUGCUUUUCGGCUUUCAGCCUUUCCAUGCCUCAACCCACUGUGUUUGUAAGACCGAUUUGAUGUGGGCAAUUUGGUAUCAAAGUCCCUUUACUGGGCAAUUUGGUGUCGCCGGGUGUAUAGACAAAGUCCUGGGUCAUGCCGGGCAUGUUUUCGGGUGGAAGGCGUGGUGGAGUGAUAACAAAGUACUGGGUGGAAGCAUGUAUGUACUUUGGCGCAGUUGGCACAAUGUAUAUGCAAAUUGUAUUAGAUGAAAAA
Pyrenophora tritici-repentis Pt-1C-BFP is the source of this 4657-nucleotide messenger RNA. Its product is annotated as putative ER to Golgi vesicle transport protein, putative intracellular protein transport protein. The record is from RefSeq and is a predicted model, not a curated record. NCBI's taxonomy places the organism in Eukaryota, Fungi, Ascomycota, Dothideomycetes, Pleosporales, Pleosporaceae.